Molecule: messenger RNA, 1112 nt
Organism: Pyricularia grisea
Lineage: Eukaryota; Fungi; Ascomycota; Sordariomycetes; Magnaporthales; Pyriculariaceae
Exons: 6
Coding region: 30-503 (157 amino acids)
Biological process (GO): RNA splicing
Cellular component (GO): exon-exon junction complex; nucleus
Molecular function (GO): ATP binding
Source: RefSeq, a predicted model, not a curated record
UUUUAUUUUCACGGUGAACAAAGGGCGCAAUGUCUUCCUCAGCAACAGGCGAGCAAUUUUACUUGCGCUACUACUCUGGUCAUUCUGGGCGCUUCGGCCAUGAGUUCCUAGAGUUUGACUUUCGCGUCGUCGGCGACGGAAGAAGCGCAGUCGCGCGUUACGCAAACAAUUCAAACUACCGAAAUGACAGCCUUAUCAGGAAAGAGAUGAGCAUCAGCUCCUUGGUUGUGGACGAGAUCAAGCGCAUCAUAAAGUCCAGUGAAAUCCUUAAGGAAGAUGAUGUCAAAUGGCCACCGAAGAACAAGGAUGGAAAGCAAGAGCUCGAGAUCAAGAUUGGUAACGAUCACAUUUCGUUCGAGACCGCGAAAAUUGGAUCUCUCGUCGACGUCAACGAGUCGGCUGAUCCAGAGGGGUUGAGAGUGUUUUACUACCUCGUCCAAGACCUCAAAGCACUUGUGUUCAGCUUGAUUGCUCUGCAUUUCAAGAUCAAGCCCAUCAACUAAAUUUACCAAUAUACCCAUUAUUGAACCGAAAAUACUUCUGCAGUACGAUUUGUGGUUGGAAGUUACGCAUUCCGUCGGUUGAUCUGCGUUGGAUUAUGCUAUAUCAGCCAGUCAGCCAGGAAUAAGCAAAGCAGGUUACAUGAGGCGAUCCAUGUGGUUUCGGGUAGCAAUGGGGACCAGAAGGCCCGACUCAUGUCUGAAUGGACAAUCGGUUUCUUAAAGGAAAGAUUCAAGAAACACGAGCCUUUCCUGCAUGUAGGAGAAGCUACCGGACGAAAGAGCGGAUAUCAACACCGGUUGAGACCCGAGCUCGGCGCUAGCCGAACGGCACUACUUGAGAACCUUACGGGGUUUACUGAAGAGGAUUCAACCCUGGCGCUUAGAAUAAUAAAUAGCAUUUCAAUCGGAACUAGUCUAGCUAGCUUCUUAGCAUCGCAAGCCUACCUCUUUGCUACCUGGCUAGCACGACACAUUUAGGUGGGCCCGUACGUGGCCGAGUUUAGUGCGAGCGCCUGUUGGAUUGUGUUGCGACGCGACCAACUGACGUCGACAUGCAGUUUGAUUAAUGAUUAAUGAUUAACCGAUUAAUGAAUGGCAAGUAAGAUAAGG